UCAUAAAAUAAAAAGCUCUGUACUAAAUAAUCCACCCACCAAUCCUCGAUACACUCCUAACCCUGCCGCUCCUCCCAAAACCCUUCUCUACAUCCUCCUCCGCCGUCUACGGCGGCCUGAAACCCAGUCUCCCGACUCCUUAUUCUCCUUUCUAGCCGCAUCAACAAUCGAAAAAUGGCGGCGUCGGCAGCUCCAGCACCGUCUUCCUCCGAGACUGCCGCCACCGACGGGCCCGCCCUCAAUCUAAUCAACAAGCGCCUCCGCGCUCUGCGCAAGAAGCUCAACCGCAUCGCCCAGAUGGAGGAGUCCCUUUCCCAGGGAAAAAUCCUCAACAAGGAGCAGGAGGAAACCCUACGCUCCAAAUCGUCCGUCCUGGCCGGCAUCGACGAGCUCGAGAAGCUCCGGCAGCCUCUCCUCCAGGCCGUCGAACAGGAAGUCGAACUUGCUCUGGAGAAAAUCAAGCAGAAGCCGGACGCCGUCGCGGAGGGAAUUCCGAGCGAGGCCGCCUCCGCCAUGGAGGCGGAGCCCAAAUCGGGGACCGCCACCGCCGCCGCUGACGACUCGGCGGUUUCCGAUCUGCUGAAUCUGCUGUACUUUGGUACCGUCUUUGACGUGAAGACCCUGUUUUGGGCGCGGGACAACAUGCUCACCAGGACGCACGAGAGAAAUUGCUGCCUGACGUAUGAUUGCGUAACGGACGAUGAUGCUGCCGGGGAUCUUCUGAAAGAGCCGGAUUUGGACUCGAUUGCCUCGCUCGGUGGCUUGUUGGUUUCCCGGCCAGUAAAUUCGAGCCUGUCCCAUAAGAACGCUUUGCAGAAGUGCUUGGAGCAUGCCAAGCUAUGGCUUGCAAAUUCAGAGCAGCCGAUCGAGCCCAACUCGAACAUCACUUAUGCUGGCUUGAGGGAGAAGUUGAAUAAGAUUAUGGCUUCAGAGUACUUCACAACUACUCCCGAGAUAAAGGAUGCAGGUGAAGUAGCAGCUGCUGGUGGCAAUUACGCAUCUUUUCAAGUGCCCGUGCAAGGUACUUCUACUGUUCCUCCAGUUGACACGACCAUCCCAAUGGAAGGCUCCACAGUUGAAUAUCAGCAAGAGGAAGAACAUCCCAAUUCUCACGAGGCUGAUGAUACUUACAUUAAUGAAACUGGUCAUGUUCAAGAAAAUAACCAGGAGGAAGUUCCAGCUCAAACAGAACAGGAUUUGCCCAAUUCUGAACAUGACCAAAACUCGAAGGACCAAAACGCAACUCGUAAGUCGCAUCACGGCUACCGAAGUGGCGGCGGCCGGAGAGGAUACAGCAACGGUCGUGGAGGGAGAGGCGGCAGCUUUCCGAACGGCCGUGGCCAGUUUUACGAGCAGCCAGGUGGCGGUAAUUAUUACCAGAGGAGCAAUUAUGGGUACAAAGGACGAGGAGGGAGAGGUACAGGUGGCGGCGGCAACUAUAAUCACCGUGGCCCAGCGCCAGCUGGGCAAGCUCAGGUGGCUUCCUGAUGUAUUGUUCUAAUAUAUGUGUCGAGGUUUAUAUAUUUCUUUUUCUGGAUGGGUUUUUAGUCGUCGUUUUGCUUGUUAUUCGAGGAGUGUGUGAUGUGAGGUGGUUUUUUCGGAACUUUUGGACCGGUUACAGUUUUUUUUGGGUUUAAUGUGGAAAUGAAAUCUCUCUUAAUACUCUCUCUCUCUCUCUCUCUCUC
Striga asiatica is the source of this 1685-nucleotide messenger RNA. Lineage: Eukaryota; Viridiplantae; Streptophyta; Magnoliopsida; Lamiales; Orobanchaceae. The record is from the annotation of a GenBank genome assembly.